ACAAGCUAAAGUGGGAGAAAAAAAGAAGCAUUUUUUCAGUGGUCCACUGCUCUUUCUAAUGGUGUUCUACGUAAAUCGUGUGUCUGAUUUUUCAAGGAUGGUUCCUAGGACAUAUCUAGCUGUGUUGGGCUCGAGAGGAAAGGAACUAGGAUAGAGAGAGAACAGUGAGGUUAUUGAAGGGGGAUUUGGUUUAGGUCAUGACGAUGGGUGAAUGAGUCGUGACAAGCACAUUGAGCUGAAUAGAGAUGUGAAUGAGAGAGAAACGAAGGCUGCUGAGGAGAUGGAUGAUACUGAGCAUGAGCACUUGAUCGUUGAAGAUUCAGAGAAGGUAAAUCUGGGGAUGACACAAAUUCUUAAAGAAGAAAUGGAGAGCACACAUGAGAUGCCAAAGAGCAAUGAGGUGAAUGAAGUGAAUGAGGUGAAUGAAGUGGUGACUCCAGCGAACAUAACUCCUACUGAUCCUCACAACAUCUCAAACAUGAAUGUCACAGCCAUGGAAUUUGGCAGUGUGGGGUCUAUGAGGGGAGAGGAAGUGGAGCAGAAUAAAGAGAUGGAGCAGAAUGAAAAUGUGAUUGGUGCAGAAUGUGAUGGAGCGCGGAAGGAUCAAGAUUUGAACAUUCAAAUCGAGAUGGCGGUUGAAGCGGGAAGAUGUGAAGAUCCUGGGAUGAAAAGGAAAAACUAUGAGGUUGUGCAGGACAAAAGGGCUAGAAGUAAGCCCAAAACAGCUUUGACGUUGAAGUCACCAUACCUAACACAGGUGGUUGAUCCAAGAGAAAAUGUUAACACAUUUGAAAAGAAAAUUUGGAAGUGGGUUGUGAGGAAUAAAGAUGAUGACAUGUUUAUGCUUUAUAUAUGGUUAAAGAAUACAUAAUUUCAUGAAAUUGAAGUCAUCAUUCUUGAUUUUGGUACGUAUAACUUAUGCAGGAAUGACAUUGUGUUCAAUGGGUAUAAAAUUUUGGUUGAGCGUGGAGAUCUGUUGACGUUGGCGGCUGGCCAUCACAUUUCUCCACGGGUACACUACAAGAAAAAAGGGAUACAAAG
Messenger RNA from Cuscuta campestris, 1041 nucleotides. Lineage: Eukaryota; Viridiplantae; Streptophyta; Magnoliopsida; Solanales; Convolvulaceae. The record is from the annotation of a GenBank genome assembly.